AUGAUUCAAUUAAAGACGAUGCUGAAUUGCAUCGACAACUCCGGUGCCGCCGUGGUCGAAUGCGUGAACGUUCUGAAAAAGAAGCGUCCAGCAACGGUCGGCGACCGGAUCGUGGUGGUCGUCCAGAAGCAACGAAACUUUGGCCCCGAGAGCACGAAUAACAGUGGUAUCGCAAACAAGGUCCGUCGAGGAGACAUCCGACACGCCGUCGUCGUCCGAGCAAAGAAGGAAAUGCAAAGGCCAGAUGGAUCUAUUGUGAAGUUUGAUGAUAAUGCUUGCGUGCUGGUGAACAAGUCCGGAGACCCAAUCGGAACAAGAAUGAACGGCGUUGUGGCUACGGAACUACGGGGGAAGCAAUGGUCUAAGAUUCUGUCGUUGGCGCCGAUGCACGUGUAA
Aspergillus ochraceoroseus IBT 24754 is the source of this 396-nucleotide messenger RNA. Its product is annotated as mitochondrial 54S ribosomal protein uL14m. The transcript is spliced from 4 exons. The record is from RefSeq and is a predicted model, not a curated record. Gene Ontology annotation, molecular function: structural constituent of ribosome; large ribosomal subunit rRNA binding. Gene Ontology annotation, cellular component: mitochondrial large ribosomal subunit; ribosome. Gene Ontology annotation, biological process: translation. The coding region runs from base 1 to 396 and encodes 131 amino acids. Lineage: Eukaryota; Fungi; Ascomycota; Eurotiomycetes; Eurotiales; Aspergillaceae.